Messenger RNA from Harpegnathos saltator (Jerdon's jumping ant), 638 nucleotides. RefSeq lists its product as uncharacterized. The transcript has 2 exons. The record is from RefSeq and is a predicted model, not a curated record. The coding region runs from base 114 to 638 and encodes 174 amino acids. Lineage: Eukaryota; Metazoa; Arthropoda; Insecta; Hymenoptera; Formicidae.
ACUCUAUAUAUAAAGAGCGAAUCACCUUGACAAAUGAUAUUUUUAAUUCUGAUAUACACGAAGCAAAACAUGUUGGUAUACGCACAAUAAAUACAUAUGGUAAUAUAAGUACAAUGUGGGCAUCUCUCACAAAAGACGAGCCAUGUGCUAACAUAAUAUCGGAAUGUUCUUCACUUGAGUGUCAAAAGGAGAUUCGUCCUGUCUAUGUUCUCGGUGUAAAUCAUCAUACAAUACAACAAAAAGGAUUUGGAUGCAUAGAAGAAACGGUUCAAUAUAAUUUUUUUAUAAAGAACAUUAAAUGUCAACAUUCUGAAUGUACUGGACGUCGUACAAAUUAUACUGAAGUUAAAUCGCAUGUAUAUAUUGAACUUGACAUUAAAGGAUCUUUGACUGAAAAAAGAAGAAUGAGAUGCAAAUUAAAUGAUAUUUCACCAACAAUAAAUAUUUUAAAACAAGAAUACAGAUUAGCCGGAAUAAUCGAAUAUAUAAGGAAUCAUUAUAUAGCAUACGGCAAAAAAGUUAAUGGGUCCUGGGAGAAAUAUAAUGAUAUAUCACCAUCAAUAUUAAAAUGUAACAAAAAUAAUGAGAUAGAACCACAUGCGGCCAUAUAUGUAUGUACUAAAAAUAAAGAUAUAUAA